Messenger RNA from Belonocnema kinseyi, 995 nucleotides. Its product is annotated as N-acetylneuraminate lyase-like. The transcript has 8 exons. Gene Ontology annotation, biological process: N-acetylneuraminate catabolic process. The record is from RefSeq and is a predicted model, not a curated record. Gene Ontology annotation, molecular function: N-acetylneuraminate lyase activity; 4-hydroxy-tetrahydrodipicolinate synthase activity. Lineage: Eukaryota; Metazoa; Arthropoda; Insecta; Hymenoptera; Cynipidae. Bases 21 to 947 code for a protein of 308 amino acids.
UUUUUCUUUGCUUUACAAAAAUGCCGGCUGUUGAAUUCACAUUCAGAGGACUAGUAGUUCCGGUUUUUACACCUUUUAACGAUGACGAUGGACAGACCAUAAAUCUAUCAAUCAUUCCACGAUAUGCGGACUACCUCGCAAAAAAAGGCAUUACGGCUAUACUUGUCGGUAGUUCGACUGGAGAAGGAACAUCGACAACCAUGGAAGAAAGAAAAGCUAUCACUGAAGAAUGGGUAAAAGCUGUAAAAUUGACAAAACAACAUUUAAUGGUUCAAGUUGGAGGUGCUCCACUUCCACAUGUUUUAGAAUUGGCCAAACAUGCCGAGAGUUUGAAAGUCAAUUCUAUAAUGUGUCAACCAGAUUUAUAUUUUAAGCCUUCGAACGCUGAGGAACUAAUAAGCUAUUUGAAGAUGGUCUCAGAUGUAGCUCCAAAUACACCUCUCUUAUAUUACCAUAAUCCACCAUUCACUCAUGUACACAUAAACAUGGGACAAUUUUUGGAAUUGGUUGGUGAUAGAAUCCCGACUUUUGUUGGUAUCAAAUAUUAUGGUAAUAACAUUGAAGAAGCUUUUGAAGCAUCUCGAGCUGAUAAUGGACGUUUCGUAGUUUUCUUGGGCAAUGAUGAGUUAAUCUUAUCAUCUUGUGUGAUGGGAUUGGAAUCAUUUAUACUAACUGGUGCAAAUAUAUUCCCAGAACUUGUUUUAUCAGUGAUCGAUUCAUGGAAAAAAAGAGAUUUUGAAGCAGCAAGAAAAAAGCAAGUACUCUAUACAAAAGGCUACGCCAUCAUGGAAAAAUAUGGUUUGUGGCUCCAGACAAUGAAAUAUGCCAUGCGAUUUGUUGCUUCAUUAAAUGUUGGAUGUCCCCGUUUACCUGUGAAAUAUCUUUCAUCAGAAAAGGAAACAAUGAUGAACAAUGAAUUGUUAUCACAAAUUCUGAAAAAUAUAUAAUUUCUGUAAAAUUAUAAGAACCUCAUUUUGUAACAAUUUUAGUUGCUA